This is a messenger RNA of Paraglomus occultum, 162 nucleotides long. The record is from the annotation of a GenBank genome assembly. NCBI's taxonomy places the organism in Eukaryota, Fungi, Glomeromycota, Glomeromycetes, Paraglomerales, Paraglomeraceae.
AUGGAUUCAUACUACAAGCCACUUACUCCCGAAGAACUUGAAGCUGCCAUAAAUAAAUUAUUCCAUGAAGCUUGGAGAAAGAACCAUGCUGCAAUAGAGCUUAUCACAAAGAACGUCCAGAAACAAUUGGCGGAGCGCAAGCUAGGACUUUGGCAAGGAUAG